AUGAGUGGUAGUGCAAAACGAAAACCGUUACAAAAUGAAACAUCAAAUGAUUUUGAUUCUGAGUGUUAUAAACCUGAGGAUGACGAAAAUUUCUUAAAGCUUUAUCAAAACUACGAUUAUAAAGAGAAAUUUGACUCUUUACAAACACCCUAUCACAAAUCGUGUAGAAAAAGAAAGCAAGAUGAAGAUUUAAUGAGUAAUUCGUGCAAAACAUUAUUUCAAUAUUUAAAACCAUUUACGGAUGAAAAAAAAUUAGGCGAUGUAAAAAACAGCCGAGAACAAAAAAUAAAUAAAACGUUUAUAUCGAAAAAUUUCAGUCAUAGAAAAGAAGCAUUUAAAAAAUUUAAAUUUUUAACCAUACGAAAAGAAACUCGUAAUUCACAUGAAUUUUUAUUCACAGAGUGUAAAAUAUUAUCGGAAAGUAAAUCGAAAAUAAAUUUUUGUCAACCCAAGUUAAGUUUUUUUAUGGAUGUAAAUACAAGUGAAAAUCCAAUUAAUUAUAAGGUAAUAAUUCAAAAAUGA
Messenger RNA from Pediculus humanus corporis (human body louse), 522 nucleotides. RefSeq lists its product as uncharacterized. NCBI's taxonomy places the organism in Eukaryota, Metazoa, Arthropoda, Insecta, Psocodea, Pediculidae. The transcript is spliced from 3 exons. The record is from RefSeq and is a predicted model, not a curated record. Bases 1 to 522 code for a protein of 173 amino acids.